Messenger RNA from Glycine soja, 1152 nucleotides. RefSeq names its product acid phosphatase 1-like. The coding region runs from base 179 to 1000 and encodes 273 amino acids. The transcript is spliced from 3 exons. Lineage: Eukaryota; Viridiplantae; Streptophyta; Magnoliopsida; Fabales; Fabaceae. The record is from RefSeq and is a predicted model, not a curated record. Gene Ontology annotation, molecular function: acid phosphatase activity.
AUACACAUUUCAUUUCCUAUUUCCUUUUUGUUCAUUUCUUUCUUUUUCCUUUCCUCCACAAUUUGCAUUUCCCCUCUCUUCGUUUCCUUUUCUCCUCAUUUUACAUUUCCCCUCUUUCGAUUCUCCUAAGAGGGGAACCCAACCCAACAAUUCCUCCAUCCCUUGCAUUGGUCACACCAUGGUUCCCUCUGCCUUUCUGUUCCAUUUCCUCUUCUUCUUUUCACUCCUCAUCUCGUUUUCCUUCUCCGAUUCCGAUUCCGAUUCCGAUUCCGAUUCCAAUUCCGUAGGCCCCACUUUCCACCGCGUGUUCCCGCGGCCGCUGAUCGUGGAGUACCCGGAGUUCGAGGCGGGGCUGCGGUGCGGCGCGUGGCGCGUGGCGGGGGAGGCGAACAACCUGGGCGCGUGGAGGACGAUUCCGGAGGAAUGCACGGAGUACGUGAAGGAGUACAUGACCGGGAAGGGGUACGCGGUCGACCUCGAAAUGGUCUCCAAAGAGGCGGAGGAGUUCGCGAGGAGUGUGCCUCUCGGCGGCGACGGGAAGGACGCGUGGAUUUUCGACAUCGACGAGACUCUCCUCUCCAAUCUCCCCUAUUAUGCCGCACACGGAUACGGGCUUGAGGUCUUUGACCACGAGAAGUUUAACAAUUGGGUGGAGAAGGGUGUAGCUCCAGCCAUUGAACCCAGUUUAAAGCUCUAUGAAGAUGUUUUGAAUCUGGGAUUCAAGGUUAUUCUACUGACAGGACGGAGUGAAAGGCACAGGAGUGUCACUGUUGAUAAUUUGAUCAAUGCUGGGUUUAAGGAAUGGGACCAGCUCAUACUAAGAAACUCAGAUGAUCAAGGGAAACGAGCUGUACUCUACAAAUCAGAGAAGAGGAGUGAGAUGGAGAAAGAUGGAUACAGGAUUCUUGGAAAUUCUGGUGACCAGUGGAGCGAUUUAUUAGGUUCUUCAGUAUCUGUUCGGUCCUUCAAGCUUCCAAAUCCCAUGUAUUACAUUCCAUAGUAAAUGUCUCAUUCAUUUGCAAAUAAUUGCUGUUUGAAUUGUACAUAACGAAAGUGGAUCAAUUCGUAUACUGAAUAUCAUUGCAAAUAAUUCAUAAACUGAAUGUCAUUGAAAUUCUAAUACAUACUGACUAAAUUAAACUUGUGCGAAAA